Molecule: messenger RNA, 1461 nt
Organism: Cylas formicarius (sweet potato weevil)
Lineage: Eukaryota; Metazoa; Arthropoda; Insecta; Coleoptera; Brentidae
Product: odorant receptor 9a-like
Exons: 7
Coding region: 138-1316 (392 amino acids)
Biological process (GO): sensory perception of smell; detection of chemical stimulus involved in sensory perception of smell
Cellular component (GO): plasma membrane
Molecular function (GO): olfactory receptor activity; odorant binding
Source: RefSeq, a predicted model, not a curated record
UAAACCGCAUUGGUGAAGCAGCGUUUGCCGGCCAGCGAGGAAGAUUAUUCGAGAUCCCCAUUCGGCACCAACGGCUUAUCCUAAUCGACAGAGAGAGGAUCAUAAAUUACGAGUGGGUUGCAAACGAAAAAAACGCCAUGUUAAACUUUCCGAAAUUCUUCAUGACCGGCAUCGGCAUCUGGCGACUCGACCUGAAGAUUCGAUACGCCGUCCUUAAAAAACUCUACGCUAUAUACUCGGUCAUUAUGCAGGCCUACUUUCUCGUCUUUAUGUGCUCGCUCGACCUGGAGUUUUUCCUCACCUGCACUAACGACAAAAACCCUUCGGAACUAUUCCAACAGCUCUCCUACGUUAUCGCCCUAUCCGUCGUCACCAUCACUUCCCUCCUAUGGCAAAAGGAGGAAAUUAGGGAAAUUAUCAUCCACAUGCUCAAAGAGGAGAAGACUAUAGCAGGAUCCGAGGACCCGGAAGUACUGGAUACCUACUUGAAUCAGGUCCGGGUAUCCGGAAAGAUCAACGUGGCCAUAUUCAGUCUGUCGUUCGGCGUGGCAUUGUCUAUAUUGCUAGAGACGUGGUGGCGACGUCAGCAAGUCAACAAAAUCAACGCUACUCGCAACGAGACAUUGGAAAAACCGUUCCCGUUGGAGCUGUACUACGGGUACGACUUUGAUCGUGAGCGGUACAGCACUCUGCUGCUGGUCACGCAAGGCGCGGCCUGUUUUAGUAUCAAUUUUAUGGUGACGGCGACCAAGGUGAUGUUCUUCACCUGCAUCGCGUUCGCCAGUAUGGUGUUAAAGACGUUGCAGAUUAAAUUUCGGAAGUAUGGGAGUCGCAAUCACGACCCGUCAAGAGAACUGACAGCUUUGAUAGUGGAACAUCAACGUAUCAUCAGGUUCGUAACCAACCUCAACGAAUCUAUGAAGUAUAUCGUAUUGCUGGAGUAUCUGCUAAACUCGCUAAACGUUGCCACAGUCUCCGUUCAGCUGAUAGUCACCAAAGCGGCAUCGCCGAUAUUCUUCUUGGGGUUCCUGUUCGCGCAGAUCUUCGUCUUGGGCUGGAGCGCAAACGAAAUUAAAGUCCAGAGCGCGGCUCUGGCAAACGCGCUGUAUGCGAGCCGCUGGCCCGACCAACCGGAGUUUGCGCAAAAAUUGAUAUUGGUUAUGAUUGUCAGAUCCCAGAGGCCUCUUGAGCUCACCAUCGGUCCCUUUGACGCAAUGACCACCCAGACAGCUUUAAGGAUCUUAAAGGCAUCUUACUCGUAUAUAACCCUAAUGAAGAACAAUUACGACCAAUUACCACCGUUUACAGGAAAAUAAUAAAUAACUGAGUCUUAAUAGCAGCUUAACUUUGAAGAAUUACACUUUGGUUAAUUUGAAGACAUAUUAUUGUUAAUCCGCAAAAUUUUGUUUUUUUUUAAGGUAUUCAACAUAAUUCAAGCAUCAAUACGUUAUAUAAUAUAUA